CUUUGCACAACACAACAGCCACGCGAGGUAAGUCACGCUCCUGCUCUUUGUAUCUACACUUUCCAUGAGGAACAUACGUGUCGCCCCUAUCUUACAUGUAAUAUGGUGAUCCGACCACUCAAGCCAAACGAGAUGACUGAACUUUUCCAACUUUUCCGAGAUUGUUAUGAGAUUGCGCCUAAAGAGCUUUCGCUAACUCAUUCAAGCUGUUUGUGGGAACGACACCGGUCCUCUUCAUUGUAGCGCUGCAUCGCAUGCUAUGCGCACUGGUCGUGCUGCUUGGCCUCCAUCGUAGCUCAGCGGAGCGCGUCCCUAGAAAUCCGAUCCGUCAGACCACGGUGGUAUUGGACGUCGCUGAGCUACGCAAGACCUCAACACAUUUGACAACCCUAGACCCGCUGCAGGACUCACAGGUAGUGUGCACAUGUCAAGAACUUUCUAUGAUGAAUGUAGAAGCAGAAGCCUUAAUGUCAGACGAUUGUACAUCAGUGUCUAGCGUGAGCAGUAGUGGCGGAAGAGCAAUGACAGUCGUAGUAGCAGAAAUCACAGAUAUAUUGGUUGCCCGUGCACAUUGUUUUCCCCUACGCACUUCGGCUCCAUGAUGGCGGAUCAUAGAUCUUCGAUUCCGUGACGACCC
Messenger RNA from Boeremia exigua, 637 nucleotides. RefSeq lists its product as uncharacterized. NCBI's taxonomy places the organism in Eukaryota, Fungi, Ascomycota, Dothideomycetes, Pleosporales, Didymellaceae. Bases 255 to 602 code for a protein of 115 amino acids. The record is from RefSeq and is a predicted model, not a curated record. The transcript is spliced from 3 exons.